Messenger RNA from Haliotis rufescens (red abalone), 2073 nucleotides. RefSeq lists its product as uncharacterized. The transcript is spliced from 8 exons. Gene Ontology annotation, molecular function: protein binding. The coding region runs from base 212 to 1420 and encodes 402 amino acids. The record is from RefSeq and is a predicted model, not a curated record. Lineage: Eukaryota; Metazoa; Mollusca; Gastropoda; Lepetellida; Haliotidae.
UUCCUUGUUGAAUGCACCAGCUUGAGGUCGGUAUAGCGCCUGUGUGACGAACAUCUCGGGUCAUGCGACAGCGUCACCAGCGUGAACAUGUGUGAUAAGAGUGUUUACACAAGGAUCUCCUAAAGGUAAGCAAAGAUACCACGAGCCGGGGGCGAGCGGUGUAAAACCCAACGGAGGACGCACUGAACCACAUGUACCCGGAGUACAACGCAUGAACAGGUAUCAGCAUCUGGUAGAAAGAAGCAUGAAGUGUUGUCAUCUUUAUUGUCUUUUGACUUUCCUGACCUUUCUCUCUGGAAUCACAGGGGCAAGACUGACCACAUCACCAAUACAAAUGACUAUUGGGGGAAGUAGCCCAACAUCUCAGCUGACACUAAGCUGUAGUCCAGAUGCACCUGGGAUAACACAAGUGUUAAGCAUAGAGAUUGGCAAGAAAUCUUCUACUGGUUCUAAUCAGCCUAUAAUACGAAUGAACAACACAGAUUCGUCAGUACAAGUAGAGGACCCAGGUCUACAACAGCGGAUGACAGCCUCAGGUUCUAUUACUGGAGCAACAGGCAGCAUACAGUUCAUCCUGACAGGUCUGAGAUGUACUGAUGCUGCUUCUACAUACUAUUGCUCCACCCUAUACAUGGCGGGGGGAGCUGGAAGUGAUGAGGCAACCACCAACAUCAAAGCUAGAACUUACCCAGAGCAGAUAGAGAUGUUCCCCAGUCCCGACAGGGUCACUUAUGACGAGGGUCAGCUGAUUUCAUUCAGAUGUACAGGCAGGAUCGGAAACCAGUUUAAUGUGAACAAUCUCCAGAACCUGUGGACAUGGGAGUGGCGAUCUAUAGACAACGAGUUCACCUCCUGGACACGAUAUCCAAACGACCAAAACAUCACCUAUCAGCCUCCUACUCCCGUGUCUGGGUCAGGGGGUUGUCAGUAUGACGCGGCGUCAACACUGCUUCAUACAGUCUCGAAUCAAGACAAUGGGAGAGAGUUCAGGUGUUCUGUCAUUAAUGAAGACUACAGUGACAACAAGACAGUUUUUGUUAUUGGACAAACAGCCACUGCAACCACCACCAAUCGACCUUAUGCAAGACCCUCCCCGCCAACUGACUUCUACUGCACAGAGCACACGGCCUCCAGUGUUAAGAUGCAGUGGACCUUCACUGACACACGUAGUCAGGGAUAUGUGUUUAUUCUUUCCUAUUGGCAGAAAGACUCAACUGUAUGGAGUGUUACUAACGUAACGGCAGACACAGGCAUGCCUCAGACGCGAUGGACACUCAGUGUCCCACGGCUCCAGUCAGACACGCUAUACUACUUCCGGUUGCUGGUGGAUGGAGUAGCGGGUCAGAGCGAAGCUGUGACUUCCACUUGUUUCACGGAAAUCGAUGUUUCUGCGGCCUGUGAAGGAGUGAUAGUGGGAUAGAACGUGGGAAUCAGCGUCAUCGAUCGUGGCUUUACUGCUGUCCAUCAUUUCAUGUCUUCAUGUAACACAAUUAUUUUUAAUAGUAACUGUAUAAAAGAAGAAUAUGUAAACUAGUUUUAUAUAACAGACUAGUCAUAUCUCAUUUGUGAGCGAUUUACGUAUAGAUUCAAAAUUUAACUAGAACAUUUCCCUUGACGGAAAGCUUGUCAAUAAAUGUUUGUAACAAAUAUAUGUUGAUAGUAACAACAUAAAAGAUAACUGUGUUAGCUAUGUUUAAUACGAGAUCCAUAUGAACAGUAUGUUGAUGACAGAAUAGUAACAUCUUAUUUGUUAGGCCUAGCAAUUUGCUAAGUGAUGACAGACUGAGAACUGUUUGUUUCUUCCGCUUGUGCGACUAUCGAUGUACAGAUUCAAAACAACAAAAAUCCCUUAUUAAUUUUGUCAAUCUAUCAAUUUGUUUAAAAGCGUCUGGCUAGGUAUAUGUAACUUCGGUUUUUCCCUACUCGCUUGCACCAUCUGAGAAGGUUUAAGAUGUAAUAAAUUCAGCUGGUGUUACACUAGUAAAUUCACUUAUGUAUCUAAAUAUAAAAAGAUUGUGUGGGAAGAUUUGUACAUGAAUGAAUUUGCCCAAUGAAUAAAUUUAUGUACGUCUU